UAUCGUUGAUAGAAAAUAAAUAUGGAGGAAUCUGAAAAUGAACAAAAACUUUUCUCUAUGGAAUCAUAUGAAGAUUUAGAUUGGGACGGAUUGCUUUACGUGUGCAAAGAAAAGGAAGAACAACUUAAUCUAGCUGGAGCAUGUGGUUUAAAAUUACAUGAACAAUUGAUUGAAACUCAAAUGUAUAUUGAUGAGAUGAGAGUCCAACAUGAAGCUGAAAUGGAGAAAAUGGUGCAGGAAAUGUUUGAACUUCGCAUUAAAUUAGAGGGAAAAGAUAAAUCGCUUUCCAUUCAACAACAAGAGUUUGAAAAUUUUCAAAAUCAUCUAACAAAAAAAUUUAAAGAUGAAGAGGAGGAAUUAAAAAACCAACACAAAAAAGAAAUUAAUGCAAUGAAAAAAGCAAAUGAGCUUCUUAAUUCCACUAUUGAACAGGUAAAACUGAGCGAAAGUCAAACAAGACAAUGUAUCGAACAACUUAAUAGCAAAAUUUAUGAACUACAAACAUGUAAUCAACAACAACGACAAAUUUCUAGCACCACCAACAAUGAUUCUGAAAUGUUUGAAAUGCAAGAAAAAUAUUAUGCUCUGGAAGAAACACUAGAAACUAAAGAAAAUCUUAUAAGGAAUAUAGAAAAUACAAUUCAGUCUUUAAAACUUGUUCUUCAAACAAAAGAAAAAGAAAUUGAAUCAUUGCGUAAAGAAUUAGAGGAAUCAGAAAUUCAAUCAACUAGUUACUUUAAUCAUCUUCAGAGAAUUCGAAAGGAGUCAUGUGAAUUACACACAGAAUUAGAGAAUUUAAAAGCUGAGAUGAAAAGUUCUGGUCAUUUCCAAUCUGGAAACUCUUUAUUUGCAGAGGUUGAAGACAAGCGGUUGGAAAUGGAGAAGAAGUUGUUGUCAAUGAAAGUAAAACAUGAAUCUUUGCAAAAAUCUUAUAAUUUUUUGAAAUCCCAAAAUCACUCAAUGAAGACACAAAUUACUGCUUUGCUUCAAAUGAAUGCAGGCAAAGCAGACGGAGAAAGAAUUUUACAACUUGAGAGGGCUUUAUCUCAAGCCAAAUCAGAAGCUCAAGAGCUCUCUAAAAAGUUAAAAGAGACUGAAGAUAAUCAUGCAAUUUCAUCAGAUGAUUUAUUGAAUGUUGCAAAAGAUUUACCCGAGUUUCAAAGUACUAAAGAUAUUAUCAAUUUUCUUUCUAUACAACUCAAGGAACAAAAGAAAUUGGUAAUAAAGUUACGUGAAGAGCUUGAUCAUACCCACAUGAUUAAACUUGCAGAGAGUGACAAAUUACAGAUUGCAGAACAAAAACUUCACGAAUCUAGUGUGCUUGCUGAAAAAUUUAAAAGUCAAAAUAUGAAAUUGAGGUUAAAUUUAGAAGAAACUAAAAACAAACUGUUAGGAGAAACCCAUAAGCGACAACUCAUUGAGAAAAAGUUUAAUUACGAUUCAACUGAUGAUGUUAUUCCUGUUGGAGUUUUAAAUGACGAACAAUCAACUAAAAGUAACAAUGACUUGCCAUUUACUUUAACGAAAGGAAAAGAAAUUUCAAAUGAAACAAUGUUUAAAAGUAACGAGAUAACCAAAAACAAAAAUAAGCAAAAAAAUGACACUUCGUUUCAGUGGAAUCUUUUACCAAAUGCAGUGCUUAAAGAACUCGGAAUAGACAAAAAGUUAAUCUCUCAAAAUAAAGAGAUUGAUUCAAAAUCUGCAGUCAGUUUACAUAUAGGAAAAAAUAUUGAAAACACUAUAUCUCCUAUUAAGGAAAAUCGAUUUCGCUUAGUAAGUUUUAAAGAUGAGACAGAAAUUAUUCCUUCAUCGCCGAAAUCUGAGGUUUCAAAAGAGUCGCUUGAAGUUAUAGAAGAAAAAGAAAACUUUCAGAAAAAAGUUUUUUCAGAAAUUGAAGAAAAGUCUUUGAAAACUUUUCAAGAAAAAAAGUUGCAUAACGAGGAGGAUUGUAAGCUACAAUAAUUGUUUUCACAACAAACCAAUCAUAUUGUAGUUUUUAAAAUUUCAUCGAAAAAAUGUAGUACAGUUUUUUUAAUAUAUUAUAUCUUUUGAUAUCUUUA
Hydra vulgaris (swiftwater hydra) is the source of this 2060-nucleotide messenger RNA. Its product is annotated as protein Spindly. Lineage: Eukaryota; Metazoa; Cnidaria; Hydrozoa; Anthoathecata; Hydridae. The record is from RefSeq and is a predicted model, not a curated record.